This is a messenger RNA of Myzus persicae (green peach aphid), 516 nucleotides long. RefSeq names its product cyclin-dependent kinase 2-like. Gene Ontology annotation, molecular function: ATP binding; protein serine/threonine kinase activity; protein tyrosine kinase activity. The record is from RefSeq and is a predicted model, not a curated record. Gene Ontology annotation, biological process: peptidyl-threonine phosphorylation; peptidyl-serine phosphorylation. Gene Ontology annotation, cellular component: cytoplasm. Bases 19 to 414 code for a protein of 131 amino acids. NCBI's taxonomy places the organism in Eukaryota, Metazoa, Arthropoda, Insecta, Hemiptera, Aphididae. The transcript has a single exon.
UUCUUAUGAAUUGUUAUUAUGAGUGGUAAAAUUGUUAAUUUAAAUAGUAAUAGGUACAAACCCAUUGAAAUAAUAGGUGAAGGAUCAUAUGGUAUUGUGAUGAAAUGCAAAGAUCGGCUAACAAAUGAAAUUGUUGCAAUAAAAAAAAUAACAGAUUCCUAUUUCUAUAUGCCUCAAGUAUUACGUGAAUUUAUGGUACUUAAAAUACUUAAUAAACACAUAAAUGUGAUAAGACUUUUAAAUAUUUUCCGUAUAAAAAGUUGUUUGUACAUUGUUUUUCCAUACAUGGAUUAUAAUAUGGGCCAGUACAUUAAUAAAUAUCAUCCAAAUGGCCUGGGAUAUGAUUUAACAAAAGAAUUUAUGAUACAAGUGAGAAUUUUAGUUGUUAAAAAAUAUAGCAAAAUUAAAAUUUAGUUUUUAGAUAAUCAAUGGUAUUGAUUACAUGCACAGAAAUUAUGUUGUGCACAGAGAUAUUAAACCAGAAAAUAUACUGAUAGCGAGUAAUGGUGCAGUAAA